AAAUCAAUUUGUGAUCAACUGCAUGCUAUUGGCAAACCUGUUUCGGAUUCUACCAAAGUUUUCAGGUUAUUAGAAGGGCUCGAUGAAAGCUAUGAGCCAUUCAAGACGACUAUGUUCCGACCUCCUAUUCCGCUAUAUACAGAGGUGGUUCCCCAACUCCAAAGCUAUGAAUUACGAAUCAAGCGACACUCAAGCCCAGCUCCUGAUGUGUCUAUGGCUUUUGUGUCACAACGGGGACGCGGAAGCAACCGGCACAGAGGCCGAGGUAGAGGCCAUAACUUCAACUCUCGAGGCCGGGGUUUUCCUCAGACGACCCAAGGUGGCAGAUCAGAGGGCUAUCAAUCUACUCCGCCGCCUGGGGCUGAUCGUGCAGCCUUGACUUCCUCUACUGGCAACAAUCCUCUCACUUGUCAAAUUUGUAAAAAGCGAGGCCAUGAUGCUCUGCGAUGCUGGUUUCGAUUCGAUAACAGCUAUCAAAGUGACGACAUUCCCCGUGGUCUAGCUGCUCUCUAUAUCACUGAUGUGCAUGAUGAUGAAUGGCAUCCCGACACUGGUGCCAAUGCUCAUAUCACAGAUAAGCCAGGAUUCCAAGACACACCAAGUACUAAUGACGGGAAAUAAUCAUCAAGGGUUGUACACCAAUAAAGAUCCGCAGCUUGCAGCUUUCUUCUCUCAGCGAAAUAAGGCGACCGAUGAACUCACUUGGCAUCGUCGAUUGGGCCAUCCGAAUA
Messenger RNA from Ananas comosus (pineapple), 731 nucleotides. RefSeq lists its product as uncharacterized. The transcript is spliced from 2 exons. The coding region runs from base 112 to 621 and encodes 169 amino acids. Lineage: Eukaryota; Viridiplantae; Streptophyta; Magnoliopsida; Poales; Bromeliaceae. The record is from RefSeq and is a predicted model, not a curated record.